AGACUAGUUGACAACAAUCGGCCAACUGUAGUGGCUGCAGGCGAACGCGAAUCACGCGCAACUUUACAGCAACAUCAAAAUUAAUGUAUAAUAUGGAUGAUAUUUAAAAAAAAAAUAAAGAAAAAAUUUAUUUUAUAAUUAAAAUUCGUAAAGUGAUAAGUGAUGUUAUUAGUUUGUGAAUAAAUAAAAUACAUAAAGAUACGUAGUAAUGGCGAUCGAUGAAAAAAAGAUAGAGCAAGCAAAUAUUAAAACUGUCGACAAGAUGACUAUAAACAACACAAACGAUUAUAUAAGAAAUAGCAUUAGAAAAAGUAAAAAGGAAAAAUCAAAUUUAGAUACGAAAAAAGAAAAAGAAGCUGAUGAUAAUUGGGAUGAUUUAAAUUUCUUUCAAAAGGCGAGGCAUAUGUUUUCAUUGAUAACAGUUGAGCCAAUUUUAGCAUGUUAUGUCAUGCCAUCGGUUUUAUCAGCAUUAGCUACACAAAAUUUAUAUUUAGAAAAGGCUUGUCGUGUUAAUUUAGCUUUCGAACCUCAUAUAUGUGAUGCACUGACAAAGAGAGAGACAGCGAAUUAUACGAUGGAAGAAGAAGCAGUACAAACUCUUGUCGCGUCGGUUGCAGGAUGGAAAACUGUGCUGCAGUCUUUUUUACCUUGUGGCAUACUAAUAUUUCUCGGAGCUUAUAGUGAUAGAGUUGGACAACGAAAGUUCUGUAUGCUUAUACCAAUUAUUGGGGAAUUUUUAACAAGCAUUGGACUUAUAGUUAAUACGUUUUUCUUUUAUGAAUUGCCUGUAGAAGUGGCUGCGGUGACUGAGGCUAUAUUUCCAGCAUUGACUGGUGGUUGGUUUACAAUGUUUAUGGGAAUCUUCAGUUACAUAGCUGAUGUUACUACGGAGGAACAAAGGACUUUGAGAAUUGGAAUCGUAAAUCUAUUUUAUUCAUUGGGCGUGCCCGUGGGAGCAGCGCUCAGUGGAAUUUUAGUUCGGAAGAUUGGAUUAUACGGCGUGUUUUCGCUAAGCGCAACGCUCUAUAUUUUGAGUUUCUUUUAUGGUUUCUUUAGAAUAAAAGAAGUCAAGAGGACUGACUUGAAUGUUAAGCCGACAAAUAACUGCUGCGAAUGGUUGAAGGAUUUCUUUGAUAUACGUUACGUGAAGGAUACGAUAAUGGUGGCUUUCAAACGAGGCCCCAACAAUCGCAGGUUGAGAGUCAUUAUGUUGGUAGUGGUGUUGUGUGUCGUCAUUGGACCUAUUUAUGGCGAGAUGUCGGUUAUGUAUCUGUUCACUAGGUACCGUUUUAAUUGGAACGAAGUAGAUUUCAGUAUGUUUUCAACCUACGCCAUGUGCACUUCUCUAGUCGGAACACUGUUCUCCGUUGGAGUUUUCAGUCACAUACUAAAGUUUGACGACGCCAUUAUUGGUGUAAUUUCAUGCACGAGUAAAAUUUUAUCAGGCUUUAUGUACGCUUUUGCGACGAAGACUUGGCACAUAUAUAUAGCUCCUCUGAUCGAAAUAUUUAACGGAACAUCAUUCAUUGCAAUGAGGUCUAUGGUAUCAAAAUUAGUAGAUAAAGAUGAAUUGGGUAAAGUGAAUUCGUUUUUCGGAGUGGCAGAAGCAAUGAUGCCGUUAGUGUAUGCUCCGAUGUACACAACUGUAUACACUGCUACUAUAAAGACAUUCCCUGGAGCUUUCUUUUUACUUGGAGGAGGACUUACAGUACCGGCUGUUGUUAUAUUUUUGUGGUUGUAUCUGGCGAAUAAGAAACAUGAAGCAAAUACGAAUACGAAUGAUAAAGAGAGUGAAAUGAAAGCUGAAACGAAAGCAGAGAAAAAUGGAGUAGAAAAUAAAGCAUUCGAUACUGAAGAGGAUUUCAAGAAUAAAAACAAAGCAAAAAUUGAAACAAUUGAUAUUUCUAAUAAUGAUAACGUGACUCAAUCACAAAUAGAAAUGGGCUUAACCCAAAGUAUGCUGUGCAACCGUACCAAUAAUCUUUAAACGAGAAUAUCACUAAAAUAAUUUAUCCCUUUUUUUAUAAAAAUAACACACAGUUAAUAAUUAUGGCUAUUUUUAUAAGGCAGUGGUAGAUGGCAUCAACAACCCUAGCACGAAUGGUCUAUACAGAAGACAGACGUCAAGUGGAUGCAAUUUCGCUUUUCGUUUAAUGGGAGUUCGUGACGUAGGCCUGAUUUUAGUCCUCUUUCCCUUCCCACCCUUUUCUUUUAAGGAAAGGAUGUUGAUUUCAUUGAGAACGAACGCAAAGUAAGGGAAGAUAUUCACCUUCUGUGCGUCCCCUCCUCCAUCGAUUACGUUGCCUACCUUUGAUCGAUGGUUAGUUAUAAUAUAAAAAAAAAUUAUUUUUAUUUUAGAGGAAUUACAUAUAUUGAUUAAUUAGCGUUACUUAUUAAGAUUUUGAAUAUUCUUAUCCUGUGAUAUUUGUUACCUACAUCUUAGAUUUAGUACUUUAUAUAUGAAGAUAAUAUUUAUUUUAAGAACUAUAUUUAUAUGCACAGGUCAUUUAAUAGUAAACCGCUAGUAAGAAAAAUGAUAUAAUUUUGUAUCGAGUAAGUGGGUAUUAAAAGGAUAAUAUUUUUUCCAUUCACAACAUGACGUACUUAAUUGUUUCGCGCUAAAUAUUUUAUUAUUUAAAGCAUACCACGCGGGUGUUUCCCGUUGGACCAAUCAGCGUACCGAACAGCCCUCCCAACGGCAUUUUAUCCCAUUGGGCCGAUCGGCCUACUAUCGGAAUUACCUAUUGUCAACUGUUGCUUAUAAAAUAUAUUUUAGUUAUAAGGUAAUUUGUAAAAAAUAAAUAUGAGAAUGAUUUUUUUAAUUCACUUUAAACUAACAAUCCAUAAACCUUUGUAAUUUUGUUUGAAAUGACGUUAAGUAUACUGGAAAUCAGGAGGAAUUUGUUACAAUGAAUCCCUAAUUACUCCAAAUGAAUUCCAUGGACAAUGAAUGUCAUUGUCAGACAGUGACAUGUGUAUAUUUAAUAUCCCAUUCCUCCUGAACACGACAGUAUAUACUUAUAUUGAGUAAAGGUUGAAAAAAAAACACGUUUUUUU
Messenger RNA from Papilio xuthus (Asian swallowtail), 3057 nucleotides. Its product is annotated as solute carrier family 46 member 3. Gene Ontology annotation, biological process: transmembrane transport. The transcript is spliced from 8 exons. Gene Ontology annotation, cellular component: membrane. Lineage: Eukaryota; Metazoa; Arthropoda; Insecta; Lepidoptera; Papilionidae. The record is from RefSeq and is a predicted model, not a curated record. Gene Ontology annotation, molecular function: transmembrane transporter activity. The coding region runs from base 209 to 1987 and encodes 592 amino acids.